AUGACUGAAGAUAAGAAGUUCGAUAGUAAGAAGCCAACAAAGAAAGGUGAGGCCAUGCCUACAUUUGUUAAUGUCAAUAAGAAGAAAGAAAAUGGAACAGGAAAGAAAGUCCCUAAAAAUGGGAAAGAAACUUCCAGAAAUCCCUCUUUAAAAGAAAGAAAAGAAGUGAACUACACUUUCAAAGAUGAUGAUGGGGAAGAAAUUUUCAACUCAUUGCUAAAGGCUAAGGCAAUAGAAUUGUUGGAGCUUAAGCGACUGUCCAAGGUUAACAAGACCAAUGAUCCAAAAAAUUUUCGGUACCAUCUGAUUGGUAGUCAUUCUUAG
This is a messenger RNA of Ilex paraguariensis (yerba mate), 324 nucleotides long. The record is from the annotation of a GenBank genome assembly. NCBI's taxonomy places the organism in Eukaryota, Viridiplantae, Streptophyta, Magnoliopsida, Aquifoliales, Aquifoliaceae.